This is a messenger RNA of Echinococcus granulosus, 396 nucleotides long. RefSeq names its product Homeobox protein Hox-A3a. Gene Ontology annotation, cellular component: nucleus. The coding region runs from base 1 to 396 and encodes 131 amino acids. Gene Ontology annotation, molecular function: DNA-binding transcription factor activity, RNA polymerase II-specific; RNA polymerase II cis-regulatory region sequence-specific DNA binding. Gene Ontology annotation, biological process: regulation of transcription by RNA polymerase II. The record is from RefSeq and is a predicted model, not a curated record. The transcript has 3 exons. Lineage: Eukaryota; Metazoa; Platyhelminthes; Cestoda; Cyclophyllidea; Taeniidae.
AUGGUUGAAUGUCCAGCUCAAUUUGCAUUCCGAACACGUCACGACAGUCUGACAUUACAAUCAAGCGUGAUUAGUGGGGAUGGUGGUCCUAAAGCCGCUGCCGCCACCAUUACCAUGAAACGUCCACGAUCGUCCUAUUCCAGUCUGCAAUUGGUAGAAUUGGAGAAGGAAUUUCACUAUUCUGCCUACCUUACCCAACAGCGUCGAAUGGAACUGGCUGAACAGUUGAACCUUACUGAGAUGCAGAUAAAAAUUUGGUUUCAAAAUCGAAGGAUGAAACAGAAAAGGGCUUUUGCUUCUUCCAAUCCACCCUAUUCUGUCAAUUUAUCUCGAGGAUUUACGAUUCACUAUAAAAACUUGGGGUUUUUUGAAGAACAACAAUGUAGUCCUCAUUAG